CCAAUCCUAUAUCCCCCAUUAUCUCCUAUAGGCAGAACUGCAUCCUGGCAGACGAGAUGGGCUUAGGGAAGACGAUCCAAUCCAUCGCGUUCCUACAGGAGAUCUCCAAUGUCGGGAUCCGGGGCCCGUUCCUCGUUAUCGCCCCGUUAUCCACCAUCACUAACUGGGAGAGGGAGUUUCGCACCUGGACGGAGAUGAAUGCCAUCGUGUACCACGGCAGCCUGGCGUCCAGGCAGAUGAUACAGCAGUAUGAGAUGUACUGCAAGGAUAAUAGGGGCCGCCUUAUCCCCGGUGCCUACAAGUUCGACGCCCUUAUCACCACGUUCGAGAUGAUCUUAUCAGAUUGCCCCGAGCUGCGCGAGAUCGAGUGGCGCUGUGUGGUCAUUGAUGAGGCGCAUCGCCUGAAGAACAGGAACUGCAAACUGCUCGAUAGCCUCAAACAUAUGGACCUGGAGCACAAGGUCCUUCUGACCGGGACCCCGUUACAGAACACUGUGGAGGAGCUUUUUUCCCUCCUCCAUUUCUUGGAGCCGUCGCAGUUUCCAUCCGAGCCGAAUUCCUCAAAGACUUCGGGGACCUGAAAACGGAUGUGA
Coturnix japonica (Japanese quail) is the source of this 593-nucleotide messenger RNA. The record is from RefSeq and is a predicted model, not a curated record. NCBI's taxonomy places the organism in Eukaryota, Metazoa, Chordata, Aves, Galliformes, Phasianidae.